Molecule: messenger RNA, 3119 nt
Organism: Macrobrachium nipponense
Lineage: Eukaryota; Metazoa; Arthropoda; Malacostraca; Decapoda; Palaemonidae
Product: aminopeptidase N-like
Exons: 18
Coding region: 183-3089 (968 amino acids)
Biological process (GO): peptide catabolic process; proteolysis
Cellular component (GO): cytoplasm
Molecular function (GO): zinc ion binding; metalloaminopeptidase activity; peptide binding
Source: RefSeq, a predicted model, not a curated record
UCGUCAGGGGAAUGAUUAGAUAAGUCAGGUGAACGUUACGGACGAGUCCCAAGAUCCACGACCAUAAGAGGUCGAGCUGUCUUCGGAGAGACUUCUGCGCCCAGCAUUUGUAACGGAAAGUUUCACAAGGAGAAUUUAGAAUUACACAUCUCUGACACGGUGUCGCAGACGAGAGGGUUGUCAUGGGGAAGUGCGAGAAGAAAGGCUGUCAUCUCAGCCGCUGCUGCUGUUUCCUGCAUAUACUCUACUUAUUCAUCUCAACAGCGGCUGCAGGGUUCUUUGGAUUAGCCUUUCUCUACAAGAAUAAUGCGGAAAUGGCUCCUUACACUCUCACGGAAACGGUCUACUUUAAUAUCAACGACGUCGUCCCAAAGGAAGGAACACCAAUGAAGGAAGACAUAGACUACCGACUUCCCGAGGCUUUGAAACCUUUUCAUUACACAUUGAAACUUCAGCCUCUCAUCUACGGAAAUCGGAGUGUACUUGGGUCUGUCUCCAUAGACUUCGAGGUGAAAGCUCCUGCCUCAAACAUCACGCUACAUAUCGCCGCUAUAAUCACGAAAAACGAAACAGUCAAGGUGGUACCAUCUGAUAAUCCCCUGGGCCCAGCAAUACCCAUAACACGGCAGUACUAUGAUCCAGUUAGACAAUUUUACAUCGCAGAACUGGGGUCUGAAUUGGAAAGUGGGAAGAAUUACAGCAUAUCUAUGGAAUACGAGGCAUAUCUAAGUGAUGAACUCCGAGGAUUUUACUUGUCAACUUACCAAAGCGAGGCUGGUGAAGACAGGUACCUGGCAGUGACACAGUUUGAACCCACUGACGCAAGGCGAGCGUUUCCCUGUUUUGACGAACCUGCCAUGAAAGCCCGCUUUGACGUCUACUUGGGAAGAAGCGAAUCCAUGACUUCCAUUUCAAAUAUGCCUCUUCUGGAAACUCUCCCUCUAGAAGGACAGGAAGGCUGGUACUGGGAUCACUUCUAUCUUAGUGAACCCAUGUCAACUUAUCUGGUGGCUCUUGUUGUCUCUGACUUCGACUACAUUGAAUCGCCCUACGGGACUGAUGUUCUCUUCAGAGUAUGGGCUCGCCAUGAAGCCAUCAAUCAGUCUGAUUAUGCACUGAGGAAAGGUCCGGAAGUCCUGUCUUAUUACGAGAAGUACUUCGGCGUCCCUUACCCGCUGCCCAAGCAAGACAUGAUCGCCGUUGGGGACUUCGCUGCAGGCGCCAUGGAAAAUUGGGGUCUUAUCGUUUACAGAGAGACGGCCAUACUGCUUGAUCCUAAGGUUGCAUCAGCAAGAAACAAGCAGCGUGUCAUGGAAGUGAUUGCGCACGAGCUGGCUCACCAGUGGUUUGGUAAUCUAGUUACUCCUAUCUGGUGGACGGACAUCUGGUUAAAUGAAGGUUUUGCCAACUUCAUGGAAAACUAUGGAAGUGAUCACUGUGAACCCACUUGGAAGAUAAUGGAACAACUCAUCGUUGAUGACAUCCAGAACGUAUUUGCCCUAGAUUCUCUAGAAUCAUCUCAUCCUAUCAGCAUUCCAGUCAGCAAUCCGGAAGAGAUAGGUCAAAUCUUUGACGAUAUUUCAUACGACAAAGGAUCCUCUAUCAUCAGGAUGAUGAAUAGCUUCCUGACUGAGCCAACCUUCAUGAAAGCUAUCAACUGGUAUCUCUCCACUUACAUGUAUAAGAAUGCAGACCAAGACGACUUAUGGGACGCUAUGACAAAAACUGCUCAUGAAGAUGGUACUUUACCACGUGAUAUGACAGUCAAGAAAGUGAUGGACACUUGGACUUUACAGAUGGGAUACCCAGUUAUAAAUGUGACCAGAUCACUUGAUGGGACGUCAGCUACUCUAACCCAGGAACGUUUCUUAUUAGUGAAGAACGAAAACUCUUCUGACACCCACGACUACAUGUGGUGGGUUCCUCUUACGUAUACCAACCAGGAUGACCCAGUCUUCACGAGCAACCAGACUGUGUGGAUGACUGACGAAGAAAAAGAGAUUUCCAUCGAAUCCCUUCCUUCACACGAUAAAUGGGUUAUUUUCAACCUCCAACAGAUAGGUUACUACAGAGUCAACUAUGAUGAAAAUAACUGGUAUCUCUUAAUCCAGCAACUCCAGACAGAUCACGAAGUCAUUCACCUCAUCAAUCGCGCUCAAAUAAUUGAUGAUGCUCUGGAUUUGGCCCGUGCUGGUCACUUAUCAUACAACACUGCCUUGAGCGUCAAUUCUUACCUGAGUAAGGAAACUGAAUAUGUUCCUUGGACAGCAGCUUUAACCAACAUGGAUUACUUGGAGAGUAUGUUUACUCGUACAGGUGGUUAUGGAGCCCUCAAGAAUUACCUACUGGACAUGUUAAUUCCACUUUACGAUUCAGUCGGUUUCGACGAUGACCUCGACGAUCCUCAUUUAGAACAGUUCAAGCGUGUGUCGGCUGUAUCCUGGGUGUGCAAACUAGGCUAUGAAGACUGUGUUACUAAUUCUGUCAACCUCUACAAAGCCUGGAUGCAGAAUCCAACAAACCACAGCAUUAUUUCCCCUAACCAGAAGAGAUCAGUGUUUUGUACAGCUAUUGCAAAUGGAGGAGAAGAAGAAUGGAACUUUGCCUUUGAUCAGUACCAAAAUUCCAAUUUCGCUACAGAGAAGGACUUCUUGCUUUCAGGAAUGGCCUGCACUAGAGAAAUCUGGAUUCUUACUAGGUAUUUAGACUUGACUUUCACCGAGGGCAGCCCCAUCAAGAGACAAGAUGCAGCUAGAGUUUACAGCGACAUUGCCCGGAAUGAAGUUGGAAGGGAUCUUGCGUGGGAUUACAUGAGAGAGCAGUUUGCCAAAGUCUAUUCAUUCUUCACUUCAUUCUCACAGCUGGGUGACAGUAUUUCGGCGGUGACUGAAGACUUCAACACCGAAAUGGAAUUGCAGGAACUAAUUGCUUUCAAGAACGAGCACCUAGAUGACCUCGGCCAGGCCACAAGGUCAGUUGACCAGUCCAUUGAGAGAGUCUUUACCAACAUUGAAUGGAUGAAUAAUUACUAUGACGUCAUCAUUCAGUGGCUGAAUGACCAUGGCUACCCUAGUAGGUUUAUGCGCUAAUGUAGUGAAAUAAAGUCAUGUUAAUUCACA